Molecule: messenger RNA, 2117 nt
Organism: Drosophila elegans
Lineage: Eukaryota; Metazoa; Arthropoda; Insecta; Diptera; Drosophilidae
Product: progestin and adipoQ receptor family member 4
Exons: 8
Coding region: 646-2016 (456 amino acids)
Cellular component (GO): membrane
Molecular function (GO): signaling receptor activity
Source: RefSeq, a predicted model, not a curated record
AUAUGUAGCUUUAUUUCUUUGAUUGAAAGCAAAGUAAAACAGCUGACUGCCUCGUGUACAGAACUGCGCUUGCGCUGCUUUGGCGCCCAAUAAUAAUACGGGGUCCAAUUCAUUCAAUUGCAUAACAAAUACGCAAGGAAAAUAACGGUAUCGUUAUCGUGUGUGCCCACGCUCAGUCAGAUACUGACGUGCCUGUCCCAACGGUCGUGUACGCGGAUUCCCCCGACUCCGCUUCCCGCGUUUUAUAGCUGGAAAAAGUGUCCAUCUAUCCGAGACAAACUCUCCACUUCAUCCGCCAAAGAACGCAAAUUGCAGCCGUUCGAAUGGAUUAAUAAUUGCGAGAAAACGUAGUAUGCCCUGCCCAUGUAAUAGCUGCACUUCGAGUGGAAAACACUGCUCAUAGCAUCGGUCCAGGACUUCAGACCAGGACAAGUCCGUAGUCCUCAAAGUUUUGGCAGGCGGAUUCGGAUUCGCUUUCACAAUUGUGUGCGCGUCCCAUGGCAGAACUGGUUCCGCUGCUGCUGGCUGGCUAGGAACCCCAAACCGGAAACGGGCCACGCAAUCGGAAUUGGAACCGGAACUCGAACUCGAACUUGAACUGGAACUGGAACCGAUUUCGCAAACGAUCAAAGGGAUUAGCAAGGCAUGGACACCGCUGCCGCCGCCGCCGCUGCAGUCGCCGUUGACCUGAAACCCGAUCAGCAGCUCCUCGGCAGUUCGACAAAGUCCAGGAUUGGACCCGGACCCGGAGGCGGAGGAGGAGGAGGAGGAGGAGGAGGAGCUAGUGGCUGCGAUUGCCUGGGCAGCACCGUGGAGACCAUGUCGCUGACGCCGCCACCCACGCCGCCAUCGCGCGCCUGUGAUGGCGCCGUCGAAUCAGGUGUUCCCAGUGCCCAGGCCGAGGCUCACGCCAAGAACGGUCUGAAGGGCAAGGAGGCGCCCGAAACCGCGUCGUCAGCAACUGAACCCACUCAGCCGGAUCUGCCCACCACCACAUCAACGUCUUCCGCCAAAGCUUCUACAACGCCAACGUCUGCCUUGCCGGGAUCGGGAUUGGGAGUGGGAUUGGGAUCGGUAGGCGCAGCAACGGAGCAUCCACCAGCUGCAGCUCCUCCAUCAGUGCCCAGCUCCAGCAGUAGCUCCGGAUCUGGUUCCGGCGAGAAUGUGGUCCAACUGUUGCCCUGGCAGGAAAUGCCCACGUAUCUGCAGUUCAAUCCGUACGUGCUCCGGGGAUACCGACCCCUGCAGACCUUCAAGGGAUGCCUGCUCAGUCUCUUCUACUGGCACAACGAGACCAUCAACAUACUGACACACGCCAUACCCAUCUUCUACAUCCUGGCGAUUGUGCCGGGACUGAUGCCCUGGGACAGUGGCUACAAGUUUCUGUCGUUCUGUCACGUCUUUGGAUCGGUGGCUCCCUGGUGCGGAAGCUUCGUCUACCAUCUGUUCAUGAACAUCGAGAAGGGCGAGAACGUCUACUACACGCUGCUCAAGUUGGACAUGGUGGGCAUCUGGGUGAGCCAGAGCUUCGGUGCCCUGCCCCUGGUCACGGCCACCACCUUGUGUUUCCCGCCGGUGCUCAAGUGGCUGAUCAUUGUCUCCUAUUGCGUGCUCUCGCUGUGGGGCCUCUACAAGGCUCUGACGGCCAGUUCGCCCUGGCAGCGGCGUUUGUGCUUCGCCUUGCCCUUUGGCAUGCGCUCCAUCCUGACCUUCCUGCGCAUCCGAGGAAUGGUGGGCGGCAGCCACAUGGCCCUUUCCCAUGUCUACCUGCAGGUUGAAGUUGACGGCGUCUCCAUACUGGGCGGGGCCAUCGGAGCGAUGCGGAUCCCCGAGAAGUGGUUCCCAGGAGUGGUCGACUUCUAUCUGAACUCCCACAACAUUAUGCACGUGCUGGUCGUGGUGGCAGUUUACUCCAUGCACAAGGCCACCAUCAAGGACUUCGAGUGGAUGUCGACGCAGACCUGCCACACGGCCGCCAACGCCACGGAGCAGGCUCUGGGGCACGUGGAGCUAUGACCCGCUUAUUGGCUGCUGCCGCUGGUGCUGCUGCCCUUGCCGUGGAUAAUCCUGGCCAAGAGGCGUGCCCGAAGGCACUUGAUCCGCGCCCUGAUCGCUCC